CGUGUAAUAUGAUUUUCUAAGUAGUCUGUGGUAAGUUCUUAAGUCUCUUUACUUUGUGUUCUGAAGUGAUUAUUGUGUCAUAACAUGGAAUAGAAAUUUAUUUAUAAUAUUAUAAUAUAUAAUUGAAUCCCCUAUUAACUAGAAUAUGAAAAAGAAUAAACUCGUUUAAGAUAUUAAUAAAAUGUUUUCAAGAAACAUUACACGUAUAGUCAAAUACGGGUUAUAUGGUAGCGUAGCAGUCGGCGGUACAGUUAGUGCUUUGAAAUUGCAAGAUGAGGACUACAAUUCUCUGGCUAUUGUAAGGAUUACGAGAACUGCUUUUACAGCUGUUGAGAUUGGAAGGACUUACCAAUCUAUGUUAUAUAGCAAGGAAUGGGAUAGAACUUCCCAGGAAUAUUCAGAGGUUAAAAGUCAAGCACAUAGAAUAGGGGCAGAGAAACUUUUGGAAUUAUGUAAAGCUAAUAAAGGUGUGUAUAUAAAAGUCGGUCAGCACGUCGGUGCGUUAGACUACUUGCUACCAAAUGAGUAUGUCACGACAAUGCGUAUUUUGCAUAAGAAUGCCCCACAGAAUACAGUUGAAGAACUGUAUAAAGUUAUUGAGGAGGACUUAAAACAAAAGCCUAGUGAAUUAUUUGAAGAAUUUGAUCCAGAACCACUAGGCACAGCAUCUUUAGCACAAGUUCACAGAGCAAAAUUAAAAGAUGGCAAUGAAGUAGCAGUUAAAGUGCAACAUCAUUUUGUAAGAAAAAAUAUAAAUAUGGAUUUGAGAUGGAUGGAGUUCAUUAUUACAACAAUGUCCAAAAUUUUCCCAGAGUUCCAAAUGCAGUGGCUUGUAGAUGAAACAAAGAAAAAUAUAGCUAAGGAAUUGGAUUUUUUAGAAGAAGGAAAGAAUGCAGAGAAAAUGGCUUCCAUGUUUAAACAUUAUAAGUGGUUAAAAGUUCCCAAAAUAUUUUGGGAUUAUAGCACUGAAAGAGUUUUGGUUAUGGAGUAUGUUGUUGGUGGAUUAGUGAAUGAUACCAAAUACAUUGAUGAACACAAAAUUAAUAGAUUUGAUUUGUGUGCAAAACUUGGAGAUUUGUAUUCUCACAUGAUUUUCGUUAGUGGGUUUGUGCAUAGUGAUCCCCACCCUGGCAAUAUCCUAGUGAAACAGGAUCCAGGGGAUAAGGAAGUGACAGUCUACCUGUUGGAUCACGGUUUGUAUGCUCAAUUAACAGAUAAGUUUAGAUAUCACUAUUCAAAGUUGUGGUUAUCAAUACUAUCUAGAAAUCGUGAAGAAAUGAGAAUCCACUCUGAAGAAUUGGGUAUUCGUAAGGAGUUGUAUGGGCUUUUCGCCUGUAUGGUUACAGGGCGUCCAUGGGACUCCAUCAUGAAAGGCAUUGACAGGACUAAACCAACAUCAGAAGAGAAAUCUACAUUCCAAAACGAAUUACCGAAUUUUCUACAUUAUGUUACGCAAUGCUUAGAACAUGUGGACAGGCAAGCAUUGUUAGUACUUAAAACAAACGACCUGAUACGUAGUAUAGAGUACGCGCUAGGAACUCAGGACAGGAUGUGUGGUUUCAUGAUGAUGAGCAAGUGCUGCAUGCAAAGUAUAUAUCAACUUGAAUAUAAGAAUUCCAACUCUGUGAUCAGCCGGCAGUUUCUCAAUUUCAAGUAUGGAUGGUCAUUACUAUUAUUGUAUCUGUAUGGAGUCUAUUUAAAUUUACUUGACAAAUUUGUAUUAUUCUAGUACAAUUAUUUUAGGAGAAAUGUUCAUGUCACCAAAGACGUCUUAUUAUCAAACUUAUUUAUUAAAAUUGUCUUUUAUCAGUUUAUGGAAAUCGAGAAAAUGUAAUUAAUUAACAAAUAAAUGACAUUUAUACUUCAUAAAAAUGACGCAUGUUCAAUAUACAAUGUAUUAGGUGCUUUAUACUGUAUAGAAGUUAGUAAAUAGUAAUAAAUAUAGAUCCUAGUCAAAUAUCCCAGAACAUAAAAUACCUCUGAAUUAUAUGAAAUAAUAUUCGUAUAAUGAAAAUCGUUAUCAACUAUUUUGUAAAUAGAAUUCUAUUCAAAACGUAAGAUGUAUAUCUAUAUGUUAUUUAUUUACGGUUAUUAUAUCAGAUUAGAUAUUAAGCGUUAUUUUGGAAUAAAAUAAAAUUGUGUAUUUUCAUA
Galleria mellonella (greater wax moth) is the source of this 2151-nucleotide messenger RNA. RefSeq names its product aarF domain-containing kinase 1 (gene Adck1). Gene Ontology annotation, molecular function: ATP binding; protein kinase activity. NCBI's taxonomy places the organism in Eukaryota, Metazoa, Arthropoda, Insecta, Lepidoptera, Pyralidae. The transcript is spliced from 6 exons. The coding region runs from base 182 to 1729 and encodes 515 amino acids. Gene Ontology annotation, biological process: lipid homeostasis; mitochondrion organization; protein phosphorylation. Gene Ontology annotation, cellular component: mitochondrial inner membrane. The record is from RefSeq and is a predicted model, not a curated record.